Molecule: messenger RNA, 3262 nt
Organism: Hermetia illucens (black soldier fly)
Lineage: Eukaryota; Metazoa; Arthropoda; Insecta; Diptera; Stratiomyidae
Gene: mira
Product: golgin subfamily A member 4
Exons: 5
Coding region: 338-3262 (974 amino acids)
Source: RefSeq, a predicted model, not a curated record
UAGGGCUUGUUGCGCGACACAUUAGGGGAUUCCAGGGAACCUUUGUAUGGAGUGCCCGCGUAGAUUAUUUUUCCGUUAUAAUAUUUUAAAUAAAAUCUUUUAUCUUAUUCAUAUUAAUUUUUUGUGUGUUUUUGAUUGUUUUCGGGGGUGUUAAUAGCAUUUGUUGACCAAAUUUUCAUUAUGUACAAGUGUUGAUCAACGUAGAAAUUGCAAAAAGGACUUUUGAGUUUUAUUUUGACGUUAUUUAUUUAUUUUAUAUUUUUUGAACUUUAAAAUCUGUGAAAGUGAAAGUUAUAUUUUAAUUUGUUUGUUAUUCAUCCCAAAAAUUUCACUCAAAAUGUCGUUUUCAAAAGCCAAAUUGAAGAGAUUUAACGAAAUUGCAGUUGGAGAUUCACCUUGCUCAGAAAGGAAGGACCAUAUUAAAAAAUUUCUCAAAGAGGUGAAAGAUUGCUACAAAGAUAAGGAAGCAGCUAAAGAAACCAAAGAAAAGGAUGGAAAAGAACCAAAAGUGCCUGCUACGCCUUCUGCCUCGGAUAGUGAAUCAGUUAAAAGUUCCAGGUCCUUACGCUUAUUUAGAACACCAUCCUUACCCCGUCGACUACGCUUCAAACAACACUCUGAGAGUACACCAAAGAAAGAACUCCAAAAAGAUUUGGCAAAGGGAAAGGAAGCUUUGGAGGCAGCUAACGUUGAAAUUAAAAACAAAACUGAAGUACUCCAUGACUAUCAGUCCCAACUAGACGAACUGAAGGCUGAAGUCUUCGUCCUUAGGGAGAAUGAAGCUAGAAUCAAGACAGAAAGUGAUCUGCUCAUCGCUGAGAAAGAGCAAGUGAUCAAAGAACUUAGCGAGGAGUUAGACCGUUGCAAAGAAUCAUUGAGAAAGUCUCAGGACCAAGAAGAAAGAUUGUCGGCCACAAUCAAGCAAUUUGAAUCCGAAAUCAAAAUGCUCUUAACUAGCCAUGAAAGUGAAGUUACUUUCCUCACAAACACAAAUACCGAGGUGGAAACCGCCAAGGAGCGUUUGAAGGAAGAGAAUAAUAAGGUUUUGGAAGAAAACUCAGUUUUGAAGGCGGAGCUCCAAGGAUUAGGUGAUGAAUUGUCUGUUUUAAAAUUAGCCGUACAAGGAAGCGAUGGCAAAAUUCAAGAGCAGUCAGUUCAGAUUGAAAAGCUCAAUGCUGAAAAUUUCAUACUUUUAGAAGAGAUUGAAGCUUUGAAAAAGCAAAUUCAGGAAGACAUGCUUUCAUUCGCUCAAGAAAGUCAAAAAAUGUUGAAGGAAAUCGACGAUAUUAAGAUUGAAAAAGAGAAACUCAAAGAAGAGCUUGAAAAUAAACAGAAUCUCCUCAACGCCCUGAAGGAAGAGCUCGCUGAUAAGGACGUCGAAAUGGACCUCCAGCGUGACUCUGUACGGGAAAUAUUCCAGCAAGAAACCCAGGCGCUCACGAAAAAGUACGAGCAACAGAUUGCCACCCUUAAGGAGAUAAAUGAUAUGAAAAUCAAAGAAAUUGAAUCAAUCCACAUUCUUGAGGUAGCCAAGAUGACUCGUGACCACCAGGAAAAAAUGAAGAGCGCUGAACGUCGACGAAAGGAGGAUCUCGAACGCAACAAUGAUUCGAUUGAAGAAAAGAUUCGAUUGGCAGGAGUGCAACAAGAGCAAAGGAUUAAAAGUUUGGAGGCAAGCCUAGAGGAGAGUAUUCAGAAGGAGAGGGUCUUCUGGAAAUCUGAACUUGAUAAAUGCCAAAAGAUCGCAGAGACUGAGAUAAUCCAAGGCGAGUUGGAAAAACAGGACCUCAAGACCUUAUUGCAAAGUGCUAAUGAAAUGUUAAGGGAAAAAGAUGACCGAAUUAAGGAGCUCGAAUCGCGCAUUACAAACGGUAUUGAUUACUACAUAAGUGUCAACGAUCAGUUGGAGGCUGACAUUAACGAGGUUAAGGAAGAAUGCAACCGACUCAUGACCGAGAAGUACAAUUACCAAUUGACUUUGAACAAUACUCGCUCCACUGUCAACAUACUCAUGGAAAGGCUUAAGAAGUCAGACACAGAUGUCGAGACCCUGAAAAACGACCUAGAAGCCGCAAACCGUGCAAAGACUGACAUGGAGCUGAAAAAUGCUGCUCUGGAAAAUGAAAUGAAAAGCCUUCGUAAAGAAAUGGAGGAGUACAAAGUGGCUUUGACCGCUCUAAGGAACUCUUCGCAAGCCAUGGAACGCGAGAUGAGAGAAAAGGAGACCAUUUUCGAGAAAUUAAUGUCAUCAGAAGAGGAAACGCUUGAAGCAGUUAACAAGAUCGGGAAAUUAUUCAAUGAUCGUAUUGAGGAAAACCUCGACAAAUAUUUCGAAAUGUAUACGGACCUGAAACGAAAGUACGAGGAACGGGAAAUCUACAUCAAGGAUAUGAAAUCCCUUCUCGACGAAUUCGCAACGGGUAUUGAGUUAGCCCGAUUGGAACUCGAUGGCAAAGACAAGCAGAUUCUGAGCCUCGAACAAGAGAAUAAGAAUAUCAAAGUGGAAAAUAUGACCUAUCGGUACCGAUGCGAACAAUUCGAAAAAUACGAGGAGGAAAAGAAACGCGAAAAGGAGUAUGAACGCAAGGUUGAACAAGCUGAACGGGACUUCGACGAUCAAGCCGAUAUGAUUAGCACCAAAGUGAUAGAGAAUCUGUUAUCGGAGCUUGAUGCCGAUGUCGAUAUUGAACAAGAGAAAACAUUCGUGAUUUCGUCCUCGAAUUCUGUUGACAGCAAUAAGAUCAUUGAAGAAAAUCAGAAGCUGAAAGCUAAGCUAGCCGAACAGAUUCGACGAAAUGAUUUAUUGCAGGAAAUGAUUGAAAUGGAAAGCGAUCAUGCGAUGGAAAAUUCGGAUUUAAAGCGAAAGAUCGAAGAAACAGAUAAAGCUCGAAAAAAUGCCGAAAAAUUAGCUCGCGAAGCAGCAGAGAAAUAUAACGAGCUGAAAAGUAAAUCGCUGAAUAUUCAAAAUGAAAAGAACUUUGAGAAUCUGCGCGAAACUAAUACCAAUUUAAAAAAUAGAAUUCUCUUACUCCAAGCCACAAACAAGGAGCACGAGACAAUAAUAUCCGAUCUCCAGGAUAAAAUCACUUUUGGUACACCAAGGAAAGCAAGUGCUAAGAAGCAGCCAACCACGCCGAAAACUCCAAAGACACCCCGCACGCCAAAAUCACUUUUUCCUGCGUUCAAGGGUAAGGAGAAUCGAUCUCCGAUGCCAAUGGAAAUCAUCCAGAGUCCUAAGAACAUUCUGACGCCAAGGAUUUAG